CUAUAAUUUGUUUCGAGAGUAUUCUGCGCAUGCGCAAGCAUAGUUGCGCGCAGGUUCCAUUUUCCUCUCCCAGUUCGUAUAUCGUCUCACGUACGCAAUUCCAAGUCGAAGUCACGCAGUUUUCUGCACUUGUGUAUUAUAACAUAGAACAUAAAUCAUGGCACCACCAACAUAUGGUGAUUUAGGCAAAAGUGCUCGUGACUUAUUUUCCAGUGGAUAUCAUUUUGGUUUAAUCAAAUUAGAUGUAAAAACAAAAACUAAGUCUGGUGUAGAAUUCUCCAGUGGUGGAGUAUCUAAUCAAGAUAGUGGAAAAGUAUUUGGUACUUUAGAAACUAAAUAUAGUAUCAGUGACUACGGAUUAAAAUUUAGUGAAAAGUGGAAUACUGAUAAUACACUUGCUACUGAUGUUACUUUUGCCGAUAAAUUGCUCAAAGGUCUUACUCUUGGUUAUGGCUGUACCUUUUCUCCACAAACAGGGACCAAGACUGGAAAACUAAAGACUUCAUACAAACAUGAUAAUGUAUCUGCCAAUGCUGAUUUUGAUCUUAGUCUUUCUGCUGGUCCUUUGGUAAAUGCAUCAACUGUUGUAGGAUAUCAAGGUUGGUUGGCUGGAUAUCAGGCUUGCUUUGAUACGCAGAGAAACAAACUGACAAAAAAUAAUUUUGCACUUGGAUACAAAGCAUCUGACUUUACUCUUCAUGCAGCAGUAAAUAAUGGCUGUGACUUUAGUGGCCUCAUUUACCAUAAAGUAAAACCAGAAUUAGAAGGUGCAAUUAAUCUGGAGUGGAAUUCAAGUAACAAUGUGACACAAUUUGGAAUUGCUACAAAAUAUAACCUUGAUACAGAUGCAUCUAUCAGAGCUAAAGUUAAUUCUAAUCUUCAAGUUGGUUUAGGAUAUCAACAAAAAUUACGUGAUGGUGUAACUUUAACACUUUCUACAAAUAUUGAUGGAAAGAACUUUGGCUCUGGCGGUCACAAGAUUGGUCUUGCAUUAGAUCUUCAAGCUUAAACAUGAAUCAGACACAAAAGGACUUGACUAAUUUCAAGGUCAUUUCAUGGCCUUUGUGUCAUAAAGACAGUAUCACAGUACAUGCUUCAAAGUAUUGCCUAUAAACAUAUAGAUAGGUUUGUCCCAAAAUAGAUGCCACGUAUAAACAUGGUAUGGUAACAAUAUCUUAUCAUGAACAAUACGAUUUACAAAUUCUUAACUAAAAUAGAAGUGUUCUAUUUUUUCUUCUAUGAUUCUCUCAUAUUUUAUAAAAAUGAUGCAGCUUGUCAACAGUUCCUCAUGAACAAGCAGUUUAAUAAAAUCAAAUGUUAAUUACUCUGAACUAAUUAUACAAAAUAUAGUUACGGAGUAAUGUUGAUUACACAUACGAAUAAAAUUAAAUUAGAAAAAAAGUGUAUUUAAACAUUUCUGGAAAUAUAUUUUUCAACUCAGUAAUAAAUGUUACCAAGUUACGAAAUAAUUACAAGCUCUAUGGUUGAUUUCAAAAUAACACAUAAUAUAAUGCUCCACAUACAUUCUCAUAGUUACACAAAUGAUGUUAAUAGUCGAAUUUAUUGUAAAAAUAUCUGCACUUAAUAAACAACUACGUACAGGGACUUGAGAUUAAAUAAUGUCAAAUAUCAA
Molecule: messenger RNA, 1633 nt
Organism: Frieseomelitta varia
Lineage: Eukaryota; Metazoa; Arthropoda; Insecta; Hymenoptera; Apidae
Product: voltage-dependent anion-selective channel-like
Exons: 6
Coding region: 158-1009 (283 amino acids)
Biological process (GO): monoatomic anion transmembrane transport
Cellular component (GO): mitochondrial outer membrane
Molecular function (GO): voltage-gated monoatomic anion channel activity
Source: RefSeq, a predicted model, not a curated record